AUGUCCAGCAAGUUCUGGUUCCCGUCUCUGCCCGUCUCCGAGGUCGUCGACGCCUUCACCGGCUGGGGGUACUCCGUCAGCCCAGAGCAGGUCGCGCGCCCGACCUCCGACUUUGUCCUCGGCGUAUAUAGCGCCUGUCUCGAGCAGCUCACCGGCAUCACGCUCGAGACACUGCAAGAACCUAUCGAACAAGGCCUUACAACAACAGAAACACCGGACAUGUACUCGCAGGCACUCGCCCACAACCUCCUUUUGUACCACAUUCAGCGGCUUGCACACGCGGCGAAGAUCGAGGACUUCAGCGCAAAGGACCUCUACUUCCCUGAGCCCGACCGCACGCGCGCCGUCUUCUCCGCCUUCAUAAACUUCAUCAAGUUCACCGAGCAAAGCGAGGCCUUCAUCAACCGCCUCCGAAACCAGUCUUCUGCGGUCAUCAAAGAGCGCCAGGCGGUUCUCGAAGAAACUGCAGAGUUGCAGCAGAGGGUAUCGGAGUUCAAGAUCAAACGCGCAGAGGACGAGCCGAAAUGCGCAGCUCUGCGAGAGGAGAACACGACGCUGAUGGAGCAGGUCAUUUCCUACAAAGACAAGCAGAUGGGUUUCCUACAGGAGGUCGAACGCCUCAAGCAAGAAAAGGCGGCGCUCGUCGCUGAGAAGGAGAAAGUGGCUGCCGAAAUGGCGACAUCCUCGGAGAACAUAAACCGCACCCGCACCCGCAUCGUGCAGUCCCCAGAGCGCAUCAAGCGCACCAUUUCCACCAUGGGCCACUCCGCGGCCGAAGAGAAGCGCACCGUCGCGUCCAACGAGGCGAAGACGCGCGACCUGCAGACGAAGAUCGCCGCACUGCUCAACAUUGAGAAGGACGUCCGCUCGUGUGUGGAGCAGCUGCAGGUUAUCGAGAAGGAGAUGCGCACCCUCGAUGCGGCGCAGAAAGAGCUCGCGGACCUUAAGGACACCCUCGACCGCAAGAAGGGCGAGCGCGCGGAGCUCAUCAUGCGACGCGAGCGUGUCCACAAGCAGUUCUCGAACGCCCACGAGAAGCUUGAGCGCGCCCAACGGCACGCCGAAGACAAGCGCCUCGCGAGCCAGCAGACCCUCGAGCGACUGCAGCGCGAGUACGAGGAGAUGUCCGUCGAGCGGCGCGACAACGACCGCCAAGUCGAAGAGCUCCGCGCGGAGGCGGACGAGAUUGAGCGCCAGAUGGCGGAGCACACGAAGACGAGCCAGGGCGAGAUGAACGAGCUGCUCGCGGAGUACUGGAAGCUCAGGCAUGAGACUGAAAUCUACAUGGAGACGCUUGCCAACAAGCUGGGCAUGCAUGUGCGAAGCACUGAGUCUUGAGCCUUUACUGGCGAGGCUUUCUCUGGGCAUCUCGCGCGAUGGGGACGACGACCGUACGCUGCAUCUACUACUUACUACGUUACUUAUGUAUAUCUAUACUCUAUACCCGUGUUGUACUUUUAUG
Messenger RNA from Trametes versicolor FP-101664 SS1, 1462 nucleotides. RefSeq names its product kinetochore-associated Ndc80 complex subunit NUF2. Gene Ontology annotation, molecular function: protein-containing complex binding. Lineage: Eukaryota; Fungi; Basidiomycota; Agaricomycetes; Polyporales; Polyporaceae. The transcript has 9 exons. Gene Ontology annotation, biological process: attachment of mitotic spindle microtubules to kinetochore; kinetochore organization; mitotic spindle organization. The record is from RefSeq and is a predicted model, not a curated record. Bases 1 to 1338 code for a protein of 445 amino acids. Gene Ontology annotation, cellular component: Ndc80 complex; kinetochore.